Messenger RNA from Silurus meridionalis, 3914 nucleotides. Its product is annotated as KIAA0513 ortholog. The coding region runs from base 986 to 2251 and encodes 421 amino acids. The record is from RefSeq and is a predicted model, not a curated record. The transcript has 13 exons. NCBI's taxonomy places the organism in Eukaryota, Metazoa, Chordata, Actinopteri, Siluriformes, Siluridae.
UAUUAUGCAUGAAUCGGCCAGUCAUUUCUUAAAGUUAAUGUGUUAGAAGCAGAAAAAAUAGACAAGGAUUUAAGCUCUGAGAUAUCCUAUAUUGGGAACACUAGAGGACUGGGUCUCCAUCUACAGAGGCCCAAAUCUACAAAUAGUGGUCCAUGAAAGGAUAACUUGUGAAUCAACAACAGGGUAAAGGCUCAAGUAUGGGGAGUGAAGGCUUGCCUAUCUCAUAAAAGAGCUACUGUAGAAAAAUGUAUGAAAAUGUUGCUGGCCAUGACAGAAAUGUGAACGGCAUGUAUCACAGCUGGCUGUGCAUGAUGAUCAUUUUACCAGAUUUUAAUUCGAUUGAGUAGCUGUUGGAUGUGCUAGGCAAACAAGUCUAAUCUAUGGAGGCCCCACCUGGCAACUUGCAGGGUGUAAAGGAUCGGCUUCUAACGUUUGGAUAGAAGAGAUACCAGAACACACCUUCAGAGGUUUUAGGGAGGUCAUGCUGUGAUGAGUCAAAGCUGUUUUAGCAGCAAAGGGGGGAACCUAAAACAUAUUAGGCAGAUGGUUUAAAUGUUAUGGCUGAUUGAUAUGUCUAGAACCAGUGACGUGGUGAACAAUACUGUAUUCUGGGGUUAGGGGUAACAAACUGUAUUGCUCUUUUUAUUAACUUCUUGUUAUACGACACUUUAUAAGACGGCAUAGGCUUUCCCCUGUUGAACCGCUGGUGUUAAGGGGUACAGAGAGAAAUAACGAGGUGAAAUGGUGGGGAAACACCGCGAAGCUUCCUCAGCCGUCGAGGUAAACAAAUAUGCGGUGUGCAAAAGAGCAUCACGUGAUUUCCUUAGCGUCAUCGGAUUCCCGUCCUCCUGAACUGUCGGCCUCACAGCGCAUGCGUGCGCGUUGACUACCGAAGAGGCAAGCGUAGAACGCAAUCGUGAGCAAGGAGCGCAGCUUCGCCAGAGUUUCUCGGGUUAGACUGCUGGGUGGUGAACCUUGUAUCACUAUGGAGGGGCCUGCAGUGGAAAACCUUAUAGACUUUGAUAUACCUUCCAGCACAAAAGUGACCAUACCAUCUGCCGUUGGUCAUCCUGACUUGUUAUCAGAUGGACCUCUCAUCCCAGAGUUUGUAAGUGCACUUCCAAAGCCCUUGGCCCCACAACCAGCCGUGUAUGAAAGAGAGGAAGACGCUGAAGACAGUGAUGCCACGGAGUCUGCAGACAGUGAGAACGAGGCCACUGAUUCGCCCUCCCACACUUCCAACUCUCGUCGCUCCUCUUCAUCAUCCAAUCACAGUGCUGAGGACGCUGAUGUAGCAGAGCGGCGGGAAUUCAUGAAAGUCUAUGUGGAGAAAUUGUUUAAUGGAAGGGAGGACUUUAGCCAGGAGGAGAAAGCACGCUUUGGCGAGUUGUGUAGUGGUGAAAAUGGCAAGGCCAGGGAGUGGUUUGCAAAAUACGUCAGUGUGCAGCGAUGCAACUCAAAGUGUGUGAGCGAACAGACGUUCUACCGAUUGGUGCAGUCGUUUGCAGUCGUCCUGUUCGAAUGCUACCAGAUGGAUGACUACAGCCCUGCCAAGCACUUAAUGACCAUGUGCUUCACAUACUAUUACAUUGGGAAGAUACAACUGUCACCUACAGAGCUCCUGGAGAAGCCGAGCGCAGGUUUGGACUCAUACCUGCGCAGCAGCAAGGUCUGGCUCUCCGGCAAGAAAGACGUCGCUGAGAAAUUGUUGAAAAAUACGACGGCUAAGACGGAUAUGAAGAGUUUUUUUGGAGGCCUGGAGAGCAAACUCAGAGGACCAGCUGCCCGAAAAAAUGAAGAGACAGAAAGUCCAACAGACAGCAAACCUAAAACACCAGUGUUGCCACCUGAAUCCCCAGACAAGAAAAAAGGGGAGAAGAUCUACUUGUACACACACCUUAAACAGCAACCAAUCUGGCAAACGUUAAGAUUUUGGAAUGCUGCAUUUUUUGAUGCUGUGCACUGUGAGAGGAACAAGAGGUCUCCCACCACAAGGCGGACAGCUGAGGAGAAGAAAGACGAGAGGGAAAAGUGGUGUCAUAUGACCCAGGAAGAGAAAGACGACAGCUCCAGGAUUGAAGAAAACAUCACCUUUGGACAGCUGGGGACCUUCACCCAUAAUAUGCUUGCCUUUGGAUUAAGUAAGAAGCUCUGCAAUGAUUUUCUCAAGAAGCAGGCGAUUAUCGGACAUUUGAAUGAAGAGCAAUACAAGUUGCUGAGCGAUCAUAUUGAACAAAUGGCUGUGGAGUGAAUGGUGGCCCCAGAGGACUAAACCAUCCUCCUGUUCUGUCCUACUGUUCGGUUCCCUGAUGUGUAACACCGUACAGCUCCAGGUGGAAGCUCAUUUUGUCCUAUUGAGCACUGCUACAACCCACCUUCAUUUGAACAAAUUAGCAAAAGUCCAGCACCUAAAGUUAACAUAUCUAUGAGGUGGUUAAGGACAUUGCACUUAGUCCAGUGCUGCUCACUAUAACUCAGUACACGUCUGCUGUGCUGCAGCAUUACACAAACGCUAUGUUUUAAGAUGCAUAUCAAUACCUAAAAGAUCAGCUAUGCUCUCCGUGGUUCAGUGUCAGGCAAUAAAAGUAUAUAUAAUAUACUCAGUAUCCUAUUCAGCUAAGCUGAUACUGAAACUAUCUGUAUUGAGCUGAGGUUAACUGUAAAUGUCUACAAAAUGCAGUUCUAUCUAACCUGGCUGUAAUUCAAACUUGACAUGUGACGCAGUCUAUCAUACUCUCGAACGUGUUAUCAGAUACCUAUGUGCACAGACCUAUCAGACCUGUCCCAAAGUGCGACAGUGUGCGUAAGAGGAUUGAUAGUGUGUGUGUGAGAAUAUGAUUGUGUUAGAGAGUUUUGAUAGUGUGUUAAAGGGGGUAAGAUUGAUAGUGUAUAUUGUGUUGGGUAAGAGAGAGCAUAUGAUAGUAUGUGAUCCAGUUUGUUGUGUGUGUGUGUGUGUGUGUGUGUGUGUGUGUGUGUGUGUGUGUGUGUGUGUGUGUAAACCAUUUUAAGAUUGAAUUAUGCAUAAACAGCCUUCCAUAAGACAUCUGUUAUCACAGAAUUAGCAUUUACAAACUGUUUAUAGUGUCAUUAUUUUUCCUAGAAAUGCGAACCCUGUAUCAUAUGUGUGCAGAACAGUAUUAAAUACUCCCUGUAUUAUUCAUGUGGUGCGCGAGCCCCCAGUCGGUUAAACUCCAAGUCUGUCUGAAGUGCCUUUAACGAAUCUUUUCCUCCUGUGACGUUGUCGUUGUUAAAUGUUGAAAAUACAAACCUUCAGUUGUACAUGUUUUAGUCCCCCAUCCACCAAACCAUUGCAUUUAGUGUGUGGUUGUAUAAGAUGUUUUAGGUUGUUUUGCAUUUGUUUGUAAUCUAUGUAAAGCUACAUUCAACUCUGUGUUUGCUAUGUUUAUGGAGUAGUUCUAAUUGUUUAGUGCUAGAUUAAUACAAGCUGUAGUGCUGUGUAACGGCUGUUGAAGUGUGGUGCAGUGCUGUCCUGUGUUCAGUGUGCUUGUGGAAUCGUAGUUCACUGUAGUGUAGUGUCAUAUCCAGGCAAUAGAGGGCGCUCGUGUUACUCCAUAUUAGCUGCUGAGCAGUGAAGGAGAAUGUUAAACAAAGUGUGGUGUUUUUAGGAAGAUUGCUGAAAAUAUUGAUUCAGUGUGUAAAUACAGAGAUUUUAUGACAUAAUAUUGCAGAUUGCAUUGCAACAAAUGGUUGGUUUAAAAAGGGAUUGCUGGAUUGUAUAAUGUUAAUUUAUAUAAGGUGUAUAUGUGGAUGUAUACAAAAGUGUGCUUUUUGCAAAACUUUUGUGUCUAUCAAAUGUAAAUCUGUGGAUGCUUUGCUUUUCUGCCCUCAUAUUUCCUAUGUACCUGUAGACCAUGUCUAUGAUGUGUUUGUAAUAAAAAGAUGUCUAACCCUUA